AUGUCUGACUCCGUCAUCUUUUCCCCCGGGCCGUACCACAUCAUCUCCUAUGGCGCGCUCCUGGGAACGACCUUCUUCCAUUCCUUCGUGAAUGGCAUCACCAUGUUCCGCGUCCUCGAGCGGCCCGCCUUCUCCACCGCCCAGAACGCCCUCUUCCCCGUCUACUUCACCAUCCAGACGGCCCUCCCCGUCGUCCUCGCCCUGACGUACCCGGGCAGCCGCAGCCUCCUGGGCGGGCACGACAGCAGCAUCAGCGGCCUGCUCCAGGAGUCCAACCGCUACAGCGCGCUGCUGCCCAUCGCCACCAUGUUCGUCACCGGCCUCGUCAACCUCGUCGUCGUCCUGCCCAAGACCGUGACCGUCAUGAAGGCCAGAUACGCACAGGAGAAGAAGGACGGAAAGAAGAGCUACGACCCCGCGCCUCACUCGCAGGAGAUGCAAGCCCUCAACAAGUCGUUCGGCAAGCUCCACGGCAUCUCCACCCUCAUCAACCUCGCCGGCUUCAUUGCCAUGAUCCAGUAUGGCUUCACACUGGCCGCGCGCCUCGACUGA
Colletotrichum graminicola M1.001 is the source of this 552-nucleotide messenger RNA. RefSeq lists its product as uncharacterized. NCBI's taxonomy places the organism in Eukaryota, Fungi, Ascomycota, Sordariomycetes, Glomerellales, Glomerellaceae. Bases 1 to 552 code for a protein of 183 amino acids. The transcript is spliced from 4 exons. The record is from RefSeq and is a predicted model, not a curated record.